This is a messenger RNA of Salvia miltiorrhiza (redroot sage), 1307 nucleotides long. Its product is annotated as peroxidase 9-like. Gene Ontology annotation, biological process: response to oxidative stress; hydrogen peroxide catabolic process. The record is from RefSeq and is a predicted model, not a curated record. Bases 123 to 1094 code for a protein of 323 amino acids. The transcript is spliced from 4 exons. Lineage: Eukaryota; Viridiplantae; Streptophyta; Magnoliopsida; Lamiales; Lamiaceae. Gene Ontology annotation, molecular function: heme binding; peroxidase activity.
UUUGGUACAUACAUAAGGGAGCUAGCUAGGAGCAGUUGAUGAUAAUUCAUGCAUCACCUUCUAUAUAAUCUCAUGAAUUAUUCUUCAUCCAAUCCAACUAAAAACAUUUGAAUUGCAAAGAAAUGGCAUCUCUCCGGUUGAUCCUGGCCCUCGUGGCCGUGGCCGUGGCUUCCCUCUCAGCCUCGGGGCGUGGAGGCAACACGGGCCUCAGCCCCGGGUUCUAUGACCUCUCAUGCCCACAGGCUAAUGGGAUCAUAAUGUCAGUGCUGGAAAAGGCCAUCGCCAACGAUUCAAGAGCUGCAGCUUCCUUGCUCAGGCUCCACUUCCAUGACUGCUUUGUGCAGGGGUGCGAUGCAUCGGUGUUGCUGGAUGGUGGCGCGAGUGAGAAGAACUCGGGACCAAACAAGAACUCACUGAGGGGAUUCCAAGUGAUUGAUGAGAUGAAAGCUAAGUUGGAGCAUGUCUGCCCUCACACAGUCUCAUGUGCAGACAUUCUUGCUCUUGCUGCAAGGGAUUCUGUUAUCCUAAGCGGCGGACCUCAUUGGGAAGUGGCGUUGGGGCGGAGGGAUUCAAGAACGGCAAACCUCACCAAAGCCAACUCCGACAUUCCCGCCCCCAACUCCACCGUCCAAGCACUCGUAGCAAAGUUUAAGCGUCAGGGCCUCCACGAGCAAGAUCUCGUUGCUCUUUCCGGAGGGCACACGAUAGGCGUGGCGAGAUGCGCGACGUUCAAGCAGAGGCUGUACAACAAAGCGGAUGUGACGCUGGAGAGGAGCUACUACAACGGCCUCAAGACGGUCUGCCCUAAAGUCGGAGGCGACAGUAACGUGUCGCCUCUCGACUUCUCGUCCCCACGGAGAUUCGACAACACCUACUUCAAGCUCUUGUUGGAGGGCAGAGGGCUUCUCACUUCAGAUGAAGUCUUGCUCACCGGGAACGUCAGGAAAACCGUGGAUUUGGUGAAGAGCUAUGCUGAGAAUGAGGCUCUUUUCUUCCACCAUUUUGCCAAAUCUAUGGUUAAGAUGGGAAGGAUUAGUCCUCUUCUUGGUGCACACGGCGAAAUCAGGAAUAAUUGCCGCAAAAUCAAUUCUUGAUUUUUUACGUAUGGUUUUAUGUGUUAGUUGUGUGAAGAUGUAUAAUUCAUGCAUGCAAUUGUCAACAAGUAUUGUAUUAAAUAAUCAAGUUUAUGAAAAUGUCCCUUGUAUUUAAAUAACAUUAAGUACAAGGGACAUUGCAAUAUCCCUUGUACUUCAUGUUAUUCUCAUGUCAUCAAGUAUUAAUAAACAAGUGUAAGAGUUAAAAGGUCC